AUGUACUCAAGGAGCUAUUUGUGCGAGGACGAUGAGUGGGGGGUGGAGGGAGAAGGAAUGCCUUUUGAGAUCACAGGAGAGGGAAGAAAAGGAAGCAAAAUUCCACGUGAAGAUGGUAAAAUUGGAGGUGAAGAAGUGAAUGGCGGAGAUUUCUUUUUUCACCAUUCAGAAGGUAGUCAUGGGAAGGCGCCCCACUUAGGCAGCAGUGGAAAUGUAUCAUCCGGAAGUGAAGCCAAAUUGGUAAGAGGCAGCAGGAAGCAGAGCCUUCCGCGGGGGGAAGACCACAAUGCUAGGCGUCACGUCUCUAUGCGGCACGCUUCUGUGCGGAAGGGCUCUAUGCAGGGAUCCUCCAUGCAGGGAGCCUCCAUGCAGGGUACGUCUAUGCAGGGUACGUCUAUCCAGGGUGACCCCGUGAGUAGCCCCAUCGAGCGGAACUCCCCGGACAGCGCCCUCUGGUUCGACUCAAAUGAGAGUAUCCUAUCCCAGGGGGGUAGAAAAACAAAAGAGAAACAGAAGGGGGAACGGAUUAACCAAACAGUCAACCACGCAACGGAUGUGUUAAGCAAAGAUCUCGGACAACGACUGAAUCAAGUGAAAGCCAAAAUUAAUUCAGCCUUCGAUCUGUGGGAGAGUAGCAACCCUUUGGGUCACCCAGAGGGAAAGAUGCAGCAACUGGAAGAGGACCUCCUUCUAAAAAGGAAGACAAAUUUGUAUAACUACAAGUUUAGCUCUGGGGGGGAGGCCUCCAGCGAGGGCGACCGGCGUGGAGAUUGGGGCGAUCGCAGUCCGGUUGGCGGCUUCGGCGAUCUAAAUUCUGGCGGAAGCGCGCGAAGUGGGGGGGGAGCCUCGCGUGGCAGUCAUCCCCAAGGGGGGAAGCACAGAGAUGCGCCCUUGCACAACGAUGCCGCUUUACACAACGAUGCCUCUCUGCACAGCCUGGACAUGUGCCACGCGGAUGAUGUGAAUGCAGGGCGCAGCGAACCGUGCGAGGAGGACCCUGCGAACUGCAAGGAACCUCCUAGUGGGGCAGUCAGAACAAACAAGGAGAGUUGUCACGCCUAUACUAAACAGAAGAGGACGAAAGAGGCUGCCGCCUCGAGUGGAGGGAGGGGCCCCUCAAGUGCGCAUAGAAACCAAACAAAGAAGACUGCCUCUACUGGAAGUCUGCAUCAUAGCAAUAGGAGCAGCCACCAGAAUGGAAGCGCGCCAGGAUCGGUAAGCUCACUGAGGAGCCACCAGACGGACCAUCCCAAAGAGGAAGACGAAAAAAUAAUGCAGUCAAAAAAAGAAGCUGCUAAUGUUAGGGGUGCAAAUCUAUUAAUGAGAUCUGUAUCCACCACUUUAUCGGAGCGAUUGGGGAAGCCGAACACACAAACUAGCGUUAUAAUGAGCAGCGGCAGCGGCAACAGCAGGGGUGAUGAUCCGAGUGGGAAGCAAAGGCAUUUCCCCUCUGCCGACUCGAAGGAGGCCAGAGGAAAAGCCCACACCCAAAUGAAGAAGAAGAGGAGCAACAACAACAAUAAUAGCAGCAAUGACAUUAGCGGCAGCAACAUUAGAAGCAGCAGCAGAAGCAGUAACCGCCGCAACAACCGCCGCAACAACGACAAGCUCGUGUUUUCGUCGGAUGAUGAGGGACGUGUUCUCGACACCACGGCGGUCAGCGAGGAGAGUAAAUUUUUUCACGAAAUUAAGGCGUACCUCAAUUAUAAGAGCGGGGUGGGAGCAGAAGACGAGGGGGACGCGACCCACACUGAUGAGGCGGCUUACUUAGAUGACGCAUCUGCGGGAAUUGUAACCCAGAGGGGCGACAAUAACCCCCUCGAGUGGGACAUCCACUUGAGGCCAUCCGAAAGAGUGGCCAAACGGAGAAGCGCCUCUAGGAAGAAGCAGCCCACCAGGCAGUCAUCGUCACUCGAGGGGGAGGCGGUACCGAAAGGGGGUACCCCUAGCAGCAACGGAAGCAACGGAAGCAACGGAAGCAACGGCAGCAUCGGCAACAGCGGAAGCAGCGGCGAUGCAGUGCCAAAGUCUAUCCCAAGGGAGAGGCCCCCCGACCUCACCUCUCACCAACGAAGUAGCGGUGGAAAGCGUGUGUCCCAAAAGGUGGAGCAGAAAUUCCAAAGGGGAAAGGAAGAAGAAGAAGAAGAAGAAGGUGAGCACAUCGGAAAACACCACAGCGAAGUGAACGCGCGGGGGGUGCAUCCCCUCAAGGGAUACAACACAAAGUUAACCCCAAGACGGGAAAAAGUCGAACGCAUCGCGGGGAUGAGCGACCUUUCGGAGGAGAGGGGGAAGAAGACGCUGCACUCAGGAGAUUAUUUAGAAAACAUCGGAAGGGAACGAACAGGGGAUCACUUCUCCCCCCGCCAUCAUGGGAUGGAGAGCCCCCCUUUGAUUGACCUUGCAUUGGAGGAGGAAACCAACCGACCUGAAUGCAGGGGGGUUGAUCCAAGUGCCGAUGUCAGAGAUGGGGGCAAGCACUCCAAGGAGAAGUUCGGCGGGAAGUCCAUCGAGAAGUCCAUCGAGAAGUCCAGCGACAAGUCCAGUGAGAAGUCCAGCGGGAAUGACGAGCACCCCGCUACAGAACUUGGCCGGAAGAGCCAUGGUAGCCGCUACUCCCUCGAAAGGGAAGAAAUCGGACGGGAGAGCGUAACGAAGGAGGUGGUGAUGGAAGAAGGGAAGAAGGACGACAAUACCCUAGACAGUUUCGACACAGAACAAAUGGAGCAGCACCCUCAUCGUAUCGAUAAAUGCGCCAACAGUGUGGGGAACAACGCAGUGGAGGUAUCUUCUCCGGUAGAGGAAAACGGGCUCAGGCUCAGAUUCCCCUUUCCACAGCGAGGAAAGAAAUUUAAAGACAUUUUCAUUUCGUUCAUUAAGAGGGGCGAUGCGGGGAGAGGUCAGGAGGAGGGUGAAACCCACGAGGAGGGUGGAAGCCAGGAAGAGGGUAGAAGCCAGGAAGAGGGUAGAAGUCAGGAAGAGGGUAGAAGCCAGGAGGGUGGGUCCAACGGACCACUGCCGCUUCAGCGCGCAAACCCGAAACAAGCGGGAGAAGCAGACGAAGGCGAGGAGUGGGAGGAAAAAAACACAAAAAUGGUAAAAGAAACGAGCGAACUCUCCUUGGAAGUCAACUCAGCUAGCAGAAAAAAGCCAAACACAUUAUACAAUAACUUCCUAGAGAGUCUGAAGCAUCCCUCUUGCAGACAUGUAAUAGACAAGGUAAGGACAUUCAUUCAGAGGUUCCCCAAAGAUGUAAGCAGAGAAGUGGCAGCAAACAGAAUCCAUGGCUUCAUAAAUGAGACACAACCGAUUCUUCUAAACUGUGACAUCUACAAAAAUGUGAACACAUACCAGGCAAAUGUUAUCAUUGAGGGGUAUGAGAAGUUUCUGUUGCAGAAGUUGCAUCCCUAUGUCUACAGAAUGGAGCCUAAGGACAAAGACGAAGACGAAAAAAUAUACACAAAGAUAAAUUGCUUGCAAUGGGUAGAACUGAAGCAUCUGGAGAUAGCGGAGGGCAUUCAAUUGGAUCGGUUAAACCAGGCACAGGCGGAACUCCUGCGAAUACAGAAGAUGAGGGCCCCAAAUGAUAAGCUCAUUAUGGUACUUAAUUGCUGCCGCAUCGUGACCUCUGCAGUUUACGCGGCGAAGAAGAGUUCGAGGCUCAAGCGGGGGGGGAAGGGACAAGGGAUGGACAAACGGAGCGAUGCAUUGAUUACCCAGGAGAACGCCGAGACGACCGUUGAAAGUGACGCAGAGGAGUUGCAGCGUGAUGGAGGUGAACGGGACGUUGCUGAAGCUGAACAGGAGAUCGCCAAACCUGAAAUGGACGUCGCCAAAGCCGAAUCGGAUGAUGACGAGCUGCUGCCUUGCGCAGAUGAAGUGCUCCCCGUGCUCAUCUACGUCAUUAUCAAGACCAACCCACCAGAGCUCAUUUCUAACAUCUCCUACAUUCAAAGCUUCAGACACCCGAACCAUUUCGUGUCAGAAGAAGCUUACUCCUUCACUCAAUUUUGCAGUGGUGUAGAGUUCAUUAAGGAACUCGGAAAGUCCACUUUCCUAAACAUCCCCGAAGAGGAAUACAAAGAAAAGGUGUCCCAGGCUGAGCAAUUCUACCUGGACGAAGUUAAAGAGAGCAACAAGAAGCUACAGGAAGCGGCGGGAAAACUCACCGAUUUCAUCAAACUCUCUAAUGAGAAGAAACUGUGUGUGAAUAUUAUCAACAAAAUAGAGGCUCUACAGUUGCGUUUCGAGGGGGAAGACAACUUCAACGCGCUGACCGUUUCGAAGUUGGCCGGCAUUUUCGAGGAGUACAAGCUGCUCGUGCGGCUGAAGAGGGAGAUUUUGCGCGACAUGCAAGAACAUGAGCAGGCGGUGAGUGGAGGUGGAAGUGGUGCAAAUGGUGCAAGUGGUGCAAGUGCUGCAAGUGGUGCAAAUGAUGGAAAUGAUGAAAAAUGA
Molecule: messenger RNA, 4455 nt
Organism: Plasmodium inui San Antonio 1
Lineage: Eukaryota; Apicomplexa; Aconoidasida; Haemosporida; Plasmodiidae
Exons: 1
Coding region: 1-4455 (1484 amino acids)
Biological process (GO): vesicle-mediated transport
Cellular component (GO): cytosol; endocytic vesicle
Molecular function (GO): guanyl-nucleotide exchange factor activity; small GTPase binding
Source: RefSeq, a predicted model, not a curated record